Molecule: messenger RNA, 333 nt
Organism: Mastomys coucha (southern multimammate mouse)
Lineage: Eukaryota; Metazoa; Chordata; Mammalia; Rodentia; Muridae
Product: prothymosin alpha-like
Exons: 2
Coding region: 1-333 (110 amino acids)
Biological process (GO): positive regulation of transcription by RNA polymerase II; negative regulation of apoptotic process
Cellular component (GO): nucleus
Molecular function (GO): histone binding
Source: RefSeq, a predicted model, not a curated record
AUGUCAGAUGCGACAGUGGACACCAGCUCCAAGAUCACCACCAAGGACUUGAAGGAGAAGAAGGAAGUUGUGGAAGAGGCAGAUAAUGGAAGAGAUGCACCUGCCAGUGGGAAUGCUCAAAAUGAGGAAAAUGGGGAGCAGGAGGCUGACAAUGAGGUAGAUGAAGAAGAAGAAGAAGAAGAAGAAGAAGAAGAAGAAGAGGAAGAAGGUGACGGUGAGGAAGAGGAUGGAGAUGAAGAUGGGGAAGCUGAGGCUCCUAUGGGCAAGCAGGUAGCUGAGGAUGAUGAGGAUGAUGAUGUUGACACCAAGAAACAGACUGAUGAGUAUGACUAG